AGUCAAACAUGUAACAACAACAAUAAAGAUCUCUCCUUAUGCAUAGAUUUUUCUCUUUGUUCCCUCUUUGAACGUUCAAGCAUCCAGGGUAUCUUUUACCAUGGGUUGCGUAAGUUCUAAACAUAGGCUUUUCAGAAGAAAAUCGACACUGAAGGAGUCAUCCGUGAAACGUUCCUCAGCGAUUGAUUCGCCGAGGAUAAAUGAUGGGAUUCAACAGGGAGAUGGGUUUGAUAGAUCGAGUAGCAGGGGAGAAGCCAAAGAUAAGUUGGUUGACUCCGAAACGUUAAGUUCCACUAGGUUUAAUGAUCAUCCUGAGAUAGUUGAUCAUGUGGUUCAAGCUGUUCAUGAUCAGGAGUUGGCAAGGGCCUCGAGUGCUGUUGUAGAACCUGACUUGGAGAUUGGUCCGAAUGUUACAAAACCGAAGCUAGAUCGAUGGAAUAGCAGAGAUUCCAAAGUUCAUAUGGAUCAUGAUCAGGAAUUGACAAGGGGCUUGAGUGAUGUUGUAAAACAUGAUUUGGAGAUUGGUCCGAAUGUUUUAAAACAGAAGCUAGACCAAUGGAAUAGCAACGACUCCAAAGUUCGGUUGGUUGAGUCUCAAAAGUUGAGUUCCAAAAGGUUUUCUGAUCAUCAUCAUGUUGAGAAGGAACCAGAGAAUCUUGGGGCUGAAGCUUCGGUUCAAGCUGUUCCUUGGGAAGUGAAAAAGAACCAGAGUGUUAUUGUUUCAAGAGACAUAGAGUUGAAGCAAGCAUGGCCUACUUGGCUAGUCUCUGUUGCUGGUGAGGCGUUAGUAGACUGGGCUCCACGUCGAGCAAGCACCUUUGAGAAACUUGAGAAAAUUGGUCAAGGAACAUAUAGCAGCGUCUACAGGGCACGUGAUCUUAUCCACAACAAGAUCGUUGCGCUUAAAAAAGUCAGGUUUGAUCUCAAUGACAUAGAAAGUGUCAAGUUCAUGGCGAGAGAGAUCAUAGUAAUGCGACGGCUUGAUCAUCCUAAUGUCCUGAAACUAGAAGCAUUGAUCACUGACCAUGUUUCAUCAUCACUCUACUUAGUAUUCGAGUACAUGGAUCAUGAUCUCUUAGGACUUUCUUCACUACCCGGUGUUAAGUUCUCAGAGCCUCAGGUUAAAUGUUACAUGCAACAACUUCUAAGUGGGCUUGAACAUUGUCACAGCCGUGGUGUUCUUCAUCGAGAUAUAAAAGGCUCAAAUCUUCUGAUCGACCGUAAUGGAGUCUUGAAGAUAGCAGACUUCGGGUUAGCAACUUUCUUCGACCCUGCCAAAACUAUACCAUUGACUAGCCAUGUUGUCACUCUUUGGUACCGACCACCAGAGCUUUUGCUUGGAGCUUCUCAUUACGGUGUUGGAGUUGAUCUUUGGAGCACAGGUUGCAUCUUAGGUGAAUUAUACGCUGGUAAACCGAUCCUACCAGGAAAAACCGAGGUAGAACAGUUGCAUAAAAUCUUUAAGCUAUGUGGUUCACCAACUGAAAGUUACUGGAGAAAACAUAACUUACCGUCUUCAGCUGGAUUCAGAAGUAGGGUUCCUUAUAGGCGGAAACUAUCAGAGAUGUUUAAGGACUUUCCCACGAGUGUUCUUUUGCUUUUAGAGACUUUGCUCUCUAUAGACCCUGAUCACCGGAACUCUGCAGAUAGUGCCCUUGAAAGUGAGUACUUUAAAACCAAGCCAUUUGCUUGUGAUCCAUCUUGUCUACCAAAAUAUCCUCCGAGCAAAGAGAUUGAUGCUAAUGAGCGCGAUGAAGCGAAAACGCAACGACAAAUGGUGGAGAAACAAGAACGGCAAGAGUCUCAGGCGAUAUCACACAAGAGAAAAUAUGUCCCACCUAUCAAAGCUAAUCAUCUAUCAGUGACCAUAGAGAAACAAUACCUAGAUUUGAAGAGGAGAAACGAUAGUUUCAAGUCGUUUAAGGAGGAGAGGACUCCUAAUGGCCAAGUUCCUGGUUAUCAAAAUAUGAAUACUAGAAACAAUCAAACUGGUGAGAGAGGUUCACACUCGGGUCCAUUCAUGAGCAAACGGAAUAUGGCUAAGUCAACAAUCCAUGUGAAAGAGAAUGUACCUGCUCCUAGAUACCCUCCAUCUAGAGUAAACCCUAAGAUAUUAACAAGUUCACUCUCCUCCAAAGCAUUGCUAGAUCAACCAGUUAUGGAUCAAAGAAAAAUAGAUCGACGAGUGUAUAAUAGAGCUGACACUAUGGAUAGUAGACGUAUGACAACACCAGUUGACCUGGCUUGGUAUAAUCCUAGUGACAGCAAUAUUUACAUGUCAAGACCAUUGUUGGCUCAGCCAAGCAGAGUGGAUCAGAUGCUUGAAGAACAUGACAUACAGCUUCAGGAAUGUAAUAGACAAGCAAAGAAGUCACGAGAAGGCAAAACUGAUGUGAGUAAAUCAUAAAACUAAUUAAACUUGAGCAUUGUCUUCUAACUUGGAAACCAGAGUAAAAUAGCAGAGUUGCUCAAACGGAGUUUGGUAAUUCAUAUAUUUGGAUUAUACGCAAUAAUUACGGUCCUUAAGGCUCAAGCCGAGAUCGUUUGGUUAGAUUAUUGUAUAUAUAAGGUGUCAUUAUAGAGUUUGAUCUGCCGUGUACAUAUACAGAUUUGAAUAUUGUUUUUAUAGUGGUUAUGGUGCAAGUCAAACUUUAAUGUUGUGGUAA
Messenger RNA from Brassica rapa (field mustard), 2666 nucleotides. RefSeq names its product probable serine/threonine-protein kinase At1g54610. Gene Ontology annotation, molecular function: ATP binding; RNA polymerase II CTD heptapeptide repeat kinase activity. NCBI's taxonomy places the organism in Eukaryota, Viridiplantae, Streptophyta, Magnoliopsida, Brassicales, Brassicaceae. The record is from RefSeq and is a predicted model, not a curated record. Gene Ontology annotation, cellular component: nucleus; cyclin-dependent protein kinase holoenzyme complex. Gene Ontology annotation, biological process: positive regulation of transcription elongation by RNA polymerase II; protein phosphorylation.